AUGUCACGUCAACUUUUCACGGAAGACGAAAAUAAUAUUCGAUUUACAGUGUUUUCCACGAUUAUAAUUGAAAAUAUAAUUAUUAUCCCAAGUGCUAAGAUUCAGAGAUGAACUCUGCAACCCCAGGUGUGCCGCAGGUCCCGCUGCUGGAUGAUGACACACUCGCGUUUGGGGAAGAGGACAAUGCGGGGAAACAGUUCAUCCACCCGUACAUCGUGUUCUUCCACCUGGUGUUCCGCUGCUCCGCCAUCGUGGUGUACAUCCUCUGCGGAUGGUUCUCAGACUCCUUCAUAGCGUCCUUCGUGCUGGUUAUCCUGCUGCUCUCCGCUGACUUCUGGAGCGUCAAGAAUAUCACUGGCCGUCUUCUCGUGGGUCUGAGAUGGUGGAACUACGUGGAUGACGAUGGAAAAUCGCACUGGGUCUUCGAAUCCAAGCAGAACCGUGUGAAUCGCAAUGAGAGCCGACUGUUCUGGCUGGGGCUGAUCCUGUGCCCCCUCGUGUGGAGCGGGUUCUUCCUGAUGUGUCUCUUUACCCUCAAGUUCAAAUGGAUGCUCCUCGUACUAAUCGCCCUAACUCUGAGCGGUGCGAACCUAUACGGCUACAUCAAAUGCAAGUUCGGGGCUAAGGAGAACCUGCAGUCAGCCACAACCGACUUCGUGAGGAAACAGAUACUCCAAAACGCAACGUCAUUCAUGUUCGCGCAGCCUUCUCCGCCUAACGCGGCUGGUGGGAACAAUACUGGCGUAGUUUAAGCGGUUUUAGACUGUAAUUGAAAGAAUAUAGGGGUGAUUUUUGCCAUAAAUGUGUUAACAAAGAGAUACAACCAAACGAGACUU
Cydia amplana is the source of this 836-nucleotide messenger RNA. RefSeq lists its product as uncharacterized. Bases 108 to 752 code for a protein of 214 amino acids. Gene Ontology annotation, cellular component: Golgi membrane. Gene Ontology annotation, biological process: vesicle-mediated transport; protein secretion. NCBI's taxonomy places the organism in Eukaryota, Metazoa, Arthropoda, Insecta, Lepidoptera, Tortricidae. The transcript has 6 exons. The record is from RefSeq and is a predicted model, not a curated record.